Scomber scombrus (Atlantic mackerel) is the source of this 3377-nucleotide messenger RNA. RefSeq names its product claudin 2 (gene cldn2). The record is from RefSeq and is a predicted model, not a curated record. The transcript has 2 exons. The coding region runs from base 654 to 1475 and encodes 273 amino acids. Gene Ontology annotation, biological process: cell adhesion; bicellular tight junction assembly. Lineage: Eukaryota; Metazoa; Chordata; Actinopteri; Scombriformes; Scombridae. Gene Ontology annotation, molecular function: structural molecule activity. Gene Ontology annotation, cellular component: bicellular tight junction; plasma membrane.
CAAAAGUGUCAUUGUCAGUGUGUGUGUGUGUACAUGACAGGAGCUGAAGGUCUGGAUGAGGGACAGAGAUUGCACACUUAAACAAAGACAACAGAGCAUCUGAUCAAGACAGAGACGAGAGACGGUGACAGAAAGACAAUGUAAAAGUGUCAGUUUUAUCUUUUUCUUUUUUUAAAAGUGGAAGUAUUUGGUGAUACAUUGAACUCAAAGGACUUUUUCUUCUCAAACAGUAACAGAUGUACUUGUUCCUAAAAGUUUUUUUUGGCUGCUUUGGUCCAAUGCAGCCAGCAGAGUAAGUGCCAUUAGAGAACAGCAGCUGCAUGACAACUGCGACUAUGUCAAGGUCUGAGGAAGCAGUCAGAGUCUAAUACAGCAAGCAAAAAGAAAAAUAGAAAAAACUAAUCUUUUGGAGAAGCAGGAGCACGUUCAAAAGAAAUAUCAGUGGUGAAUACAAACUAUACAGGCUGCAAGCUCUGCUGUUUCUUCAUCGUCUACCUCCUCAUCCUCAUGCUUCAAACUGCAACUUCAUCUCCUGCAGCAAACGACCAAAAUCAAAUCCACGAUCAGUCCAGCAUCUUAAUCCUCCAAAACCUGCUGCAGUCUCAGGAGCUGGUCUUGUUGGGUCAGUUUGACAGUUCAUAACAGCUGACGCCAUGGCAUCAGCAGCUCUGGAGCUGAUGGGCUUCUUCCUGGGCCUGCUGGGGAUGCUGGGUACCCUGGUUGCCACAGUGCUACCAUACUGGCAGAUUUCUGCCCACAUCGGCUCCAACAUCGUUACUGCCGUGGCCAACAUGAGGGGCCUGUGGAUGGAGUGUGUAUAUCAGAGCACGGGGGCCUUCCAGUGUGAGACCUACAACUCUAUGCUGGCGCUGCCCUCUGACCUGCAGGCGUCUCGUGCGCUCAUGGUCAUCUCCUUGGUGCUGUCCAUCCUCGCCAUCGCCAUUUCGACCUUGGGGAUGCAGUGCACUAUCUGCCUGGACGGCUCAGGUGCAGUAAAAGGUCGUGUGGCAGGUGCAGGUGGGGGUCUGUUUUUCAGUGCAGGCUUCCUGGCACUCAUACCUGUGGCGUGGACCACACAUGAGGUAGUCCAAACCUUCUACCGACCCAACAUACCUGCCAGCAUGAAGUUUGAGCUGGGGGAGUGCCUGUAUGUUGGCCUGGCUUCUGCGCUCAUCUCCAUGCUGGGAGGGGGGAUGCUAUGUGUGUCAUGCUGUGAGGAGCAGGAUGGGGGCCGUGGGAGACGACACGGUGGAGGGUAUCCAUACCCAGUAGGUAGUGGUACGCUGGGCACAAGAGUACGGACCACCUCACAGACCUACCGCAACCCCACCCUGCAGGUGGGAGGCACCAACACAGCCAGCAGGGGGCAGACGCUGGUUCGCAAUACCAGUGGCAGCUCGCAGACAAGUAUGCAUGGAGUCCAGGGAGCCAAGAAGCCCACUGCGGCAGGAUAUGACAUCACAGGAUACGUCUGAGGUUACUGACUCCAUAUUCACUUCAUAUACUGUAUGGCUCCUUCACAACUUAAGUUGAGUUACAUGUAUUUAUAUGCUGUUUUUUUCCCCAAUGUGCUUGACAAUAUGUGACACACGUAAUUUGUGUUAAAAAGUUCCUUAAAUAAGAUCUUAAUUCCCAUUUUAAUGCAAAUUUUCUAAAGUUUAACUGCAGGACACUGCAUAUCUCCUACUUCACUGUAAAGUCUAUUUACACAUCAGCGUAUGUGCACCGGAAGCUGCAAGUUUCCAUAUCACAGUCUCAUCGGGAUUGGUUUGUGAACUAGUUGUGAUGUCACAAAAUCACUCUUGUCUUACUGAGGCCUUAAAUUCAGACUUAAAGUGAACACAGAGAAAAAUUCAUGAAUAUGACAAUAGACUUCUAGUGUCAAACCUUGCAGUGGAGCUUAAACACGUUUUUGAGUGGAGGAGUGGACUUUAAUGUACAUACAAACAAGAGUCGAGUCAAAAGGUGAAGGCUCACAUGGACUGUCUGAAAUUACUCGUGUUUGAACUUUUUUCAAAAGUUCGUGAAGUAAAGUGGAACUGGGGCAUUUCACUGGAGGACAAUCCCCCUAACAACACCAAACUGUGUCACUGUACAUUUAUCUCUUUGUACCUUCAUGAGUGUUGGAUGUCACACAUUUGUAUUACUUUGAUGGCAACUUAUCCUUGUAGAAAAGUGGCAUAAAUGUGCACACACGCAGAUGAGACCCUUUGACUGUGCUGACUAUAAUUUUGUGGCUUUAAGCAUGGCUGAUUCUGUCUGUGAUAACCAGAAGAUGUUUAUGUACAGAGGUGAGAAUGUAAAAUGUAUGUGAGCAACGUUAGUGAAAAAUGUAAUACAUCUGAAGAAGUUAACUGCCUCACUGGCACACCAGUUAUCAUAUUUUAAAAUUCUGCUUUUGAUUUUAUUUCUAUGAAAAAUAUAAACCAAGCAGACAUUGAUAAAAUAAUUGAAUAUAGUGAAUUUGAAAGCUUAAGAGCUCAUGGACAGGUUGUUAAUAACAUUGUAGGACUGUCUAUAUGCAUUUAAUAUACUGGAGAAAAGUUUUGUCAAUGAGUAGAUUUUGGGUAGCUCUUCAUUAUCUGAACUCACCAAUGCUGAUACUGAUCAACUGUCACAUGAAAUAAAAUAGACACGUCAUUUUUAACAUGAAAUCUAAAGCUAACACUCACAUUUCUUAUCAGAAUCCUAGAGAUGAUUUCUAACAAUGAAACUGACGUCUUAUUGACACAUUACAGUUGAUCUAUUGAUGGUUAGUUGAUUCACCACUGCACUGCCAACAUGAAGUAUAACCAAAUCAAAAUGUUAAUUGUCUUCAAAGUAUAUUCUAACGCUGGCUCUGCAUUAAUAAUUAGUGCUCCUUAUUAUCAUAGUGUGAAAAUAUUAUGUUUAUUUGGUUUGAAGUACAGUUAAGUGUUUGCCAGCUGGUGGUUAAAUGUUUGCUGGGGGUCCUUGGUCUCAAUAUUUACAGUAUACUGGAUGUAUUGUUGGAGGUUUAAAGACCAGCUUUACUUUUCUACCAGUCUGUUGAUCUGCACCUGCAAAAACUGUUCAAUAAGGAGACUUGGUAGAAAAUGUGCUUCAUAGUAUUGGAUACAUUGCUUGUAAAAGAAAGAAAAAUCCUCCUUGCAAUGCGACAUUAACAGCUCUCACUUGAUUUAGAAGGAUCACUUCUUUAUCAUACAAGGUGACACAAGGUCUGGUCUUUUUGUUUCAUUCCCCCUCAUUUGAUUGUUCAUGACUGCUGAUGUUUUUCACCGUACCUCUGUUGAUUAUCAGGGAUGUUUUUCCAGUAGAUAAAACAACCUUUUGUGUGUCAGAAUUGUCUUUAGUUAAUGUUUUUUAAAUUUGGAAAUAAAUGCUAACUUUUCUUACAA